Molecule: messenger RNA, 423 nt
Organism: Peniophora sp. CBMAI 1063
Lineage: Eukaryota; Fungi; Basidiomycota; Agaricomycetes; Russulales; Peniophoraceae
Source: the annotation of a GenBank genome assembly
AUGACAGCGUCAACACCCGCCUCCAUGAAGCAGGGGUGUCGACGUCCUCCCCCGCCUUCCGCUCCCGCCAUACCCUUGGACAUGCGCGAAAAGCGCUGCUCAUACGGAUGGAAGGUCGUCGUGAACAUGAAGACGUACCGCAGUCAGCAUCCCGAAGAUGGCGCACCGCUUGAUGUUCGCGACUACUAUGAGGAUGAAGCUCAAGGGGCGGGAAUGGAGCGCGGCGUCCACAUCCUUCUGAGCACCUACGACACGGAAACGACAGACCUCACGAUGAUCAUCUGGCUCGCUCGCAAUUUUGUAUCUAUCCACACCGACAGGCUUUUGGGCCGUACGAUACCUGAGCAGAUACCUACUGAAGACCUGAUCACCAAAUUUUGUCGUCGAGUGGGGUUUGGAGAGCCGGAGUGGUUCACCGUGUAG